AUGCUCGGUGGCGAAUUAUCAGACGCAGGGACUAGUUUGCCGCAAAAUUUCGGAUGCCGCCUCGAUGGAGGUGAAAAUCAUCCCUGGCGAGAGUAUAUUCGUACUCCCCGCUUGCCAUUGCUAAACCAUGUAAAGAGACGAGAGAGAAUAUGCUCCACGGCACUAUCGCACACCAGCAUGCAAAAGCUGCCUCGAACUACUGGCACCUAG
Messenger RNA from Akanthomyces muscarius, 210 nucleotides. RefSeq lists its product as uncharacterized. The transcript is spliced from 3 exons. Bases 1 to 210 code for a protein of 69 amino acids. NCBI's taxonomy places the organism in Eukaryota, Fungi, Ascomycota, Sordariomycetes, Hypocreales, Cordycipitaceae. The record is from RefSeq and is a predicted model, not a curated record.